This is a messenger RNA of Gavia stellata (red-throated loon), 1517 nucleotides long. It is a transcript of the gene MYL3, whose product is annotated as myosin light chain 3. The transcript has 7 exons. NCBI's taxonomy places the organism in Eukaryota, Metazoa, Chordata, Aves, Gaviiformes, Gaviidae. The record is from RefSeq and is a predicted model, not a curated record. Gene Ontology annotation, molecular function: calcium ion binding. The coding region runs from base 100 to 681 and encodes 193 amino acids. Gene Ontology annotation, cellular component: myosin II complex.
UGUGUGUGCUGGUGAUUUAUCCUGCAGCAGCCACCUCUUUCCUGUCUGUCUGUUUGUCUCCUUCUCUCCCUUUCUAAAGCAGCCCACCAGCAGACCAACAUGCCUCCAAAGAAGCCCGAACCUAAGAAGGCCGAACCUAAGAAGGAAGAACCUAAACCAGCGCCUAAACCAGCAGAACCAGAACCCAAAAAAGAAGUUGAAUUUAACCCAGCUUCUAUCAAAGUUGAAUUCACCCCUGAUCAGAUUGAAGAAUUUAAGGAAGCGUUCUCACUCUUUGACCGGACUCCUAAAUCUGAGAUGAAAAUCACAUACGCACAAUGCGGAGAUGUCUUGAGAGCUUUGGGGCAGAAUCCCACCCAGGCUGAGGUCAUGAAAGUACUUGGCAGACCUAAACCUGAAGACAUGAACUCCAAGAUGAUUGACUUUGAGACCUUCCUGCCCAUGCUCCAGCAUAUUUCCAAGACGAAAGACACAGGCACCUACGAGGACUUUGUGGAGGGUCUGCGCGUGUUCGAUAAGGAGGGAAAUGGAACAGUGAUGGGGGCUGAACUCCGCCACGUUUUGGCUACGCUGGGUGAGAGGUUGACUGAAGAGGAAGUUGAUAAGCUAAUGGCUGGUCAGGAAGAUGCCAAUGGCUGUAUCAACUAUGAAGCUUUUGUGAAACAUAUCAUGGCUAACUGAAUGCCAGGACAAGAUAGGCGCCGAGAACCCCAGAUGCUGGCCUUGGAUUUCGAUGUAAUGGAAUGUCUUCUCAUUUUUCAGCCCAGAUUCCCAUUACAGAGCUACAAAAUGUGCUGUCCCUAAAGUUAUUUAGAUGAAUGUUUUUUUGUUUGUUCUGUCUUGUUUCUUCAUGGGAAGAGAGUGGCCUCUGUGGAGAUUCAAUACACUCAGGAAACUGAAGAAACUGGAAUCUGAACUAUGAAUACCUGGGCAUUGUCAUUUUUUCCUGAUACAGAAUAUAAACAGCAAUACAAAAUUGUUAAGGAAGAAGGGAAAAAAGGGGAGUAAUUUUUUUCACGGCUAAAUCAAUCAAAAAAUGUAUUUGUCAUUUAGCCGUAUCCUUCCCUCCCCUCUUCCUUCCAAAACAACUGGACCUUUCUCUUUGUGUUUAUUGCAUUUGUUAAAAAAAUAGCUGUAAGAGGGUAAGGGAGAAAAGAAACUAAACCAGUCGUAUAAAUCUCAUGUAUACAAGGAAUACUCUUAAUCUUUAGAGAAAAAUAGUAAAAGUAGAAUGCCCAGCAAUCAGCAUGGCAUUUGUUGAAUAUUGUUCACAUUUUUCUCAGCUUUGGAAGAUACCACCUUUAACAUAGAAGACAUAAAGGAAAAAAACAAAGUAAACCAGAAAUGUAUAAAAUGUUUGCUAAAAUGCAUCCCUUCUCCACAAGGACUCCUUCCCAUUCCAACAGUCUGACCUAUGAAGCAAGUAAAAUGUCUUUCCCAGUGCAAACUGGAGAUUGUUCUCAUAUACAUAUCUUGGUCCUGUAGCUUUUCAGAGUAAAACUUGGGAUUCUUUGUCA